This is a messenger RNA of Vigna unguiculata (cowpea), 1865 nucleotides long. Its product is annotated as beta-amylase. Gene Ontology annotation, molecular function: beta-amylase activity. Gene Ontology annotation, biological process: polysaccharide catabolic process. The record is from RefSeq and is a predicted model, not a curated record. Lineage: Eukaryota; Viridiplantae; Streptophyta; Magnoliopsida; Fabales; Fabaceae.
ACUUUAUUCUUUUCGCUCUGUUUUGGCUACUCAAUAUUCUUUCUUUUUCUUCUAUAAAAAGCCCCCUUGCAUCGUGACUUCGACAACCAGCAACUUCUACGUAGCAUCUCUUCUUUCUUCUCCACAGAGACCAGACAACUCAGGCUUUUUCGAAAGAAAAACGCAACCACCAACAUGGUUACUUCAGACAGAAACAUGUUACAGAACUACGUUCCAGUUUAUGUCAUGCUCCCACUAGGAGUUGUCACUGUUGACAACGUUUUUGCAGACCCUAAUGGCCUCAAAGAACAGCUUUUGAAGCUAAGAGCAACGGGUAUUGAUGGGGUUAUGGUUGAUGUGUGGUGGGGGAUCAUAGAACAAAAGGGGCCUAAGCAGUAUGAUUGGAGAGCCUAUAGGAUCUUGUUUCAGCUGGUUCAGGAAUGUGGCUUGAAACUUCAAGCUAUUAUGUCAUUCCAUCAGUGUGGAGGGAAUGUAGGAGAUGUAGUUAACAUUCCCAUUCCCAAGUGGGUGCUCGACAUUGGAGAAUCUGAUCCUGAUAUCUUCUACACCAACCGUUCAGGCACAAGGAAUAAGGAGUAUCUAACUAUUGGUGUGGACGAUAAGCCUAUGUUCCAUGGAAGAACAGCCAUUGAGAUAUACAGUGACUACAUGCAGAGUUUCAGAGAAAACAUGUCAGAUUUUUUAGAAUCUGGACUUAUUAUAGACAUUGAAGUAGGGCUUGGUCCAGCAGGAGAGCUCAGAUAUCCCUCUUAUCCACAAAGUCAAGGAUGGCAGUUUCCUGGUAUUGGAGAAUUUCAGUGCUAUGACAAGUAUUUGAAGGCAGAUUUCAAAGCAGCUGCAGCAAGGGCUGGCCAUCCUGAAUGGGAACUGCCAGAUGACGCAGGCCAGUAUAAUGAUGUUCCAGAAUCUACGGGAUUUUUCAAAUUAAAUGGCACAUAUGUCACUGAGAAAGGGAAGUUCUUCUUGACUUGGUAUUCAAACAAAUUGCUGAGUCAUGGUGAUCAGAUCCUAGAGAAAGCCAACAAAGCAUUCCAGGGCUGUAAAGUCAAAUUAGCGAUCAAAGUAUCUGGAAUCCACUGGUGGUACAGAGUUGAAAAUCACGCUGCUGAGCUUACUGCUGGAUAUUACAACCUUAAUGAUAGAGACGGAUAUCGUCCCAUUGCAAGAAUGCUGUCUCGCCAUCAUGCCAUUUUGAACUUUACGUGUCUUGAGAUGAGGGACACAGAACAAAGCUCAGAUGCCAAAAGUGCACCACAGGAGCUCGUAAUGCAGGUAUUGAGUGGAGGUUGGAGAGAAGACAUCCUAGUUGCUGGAGAAAAUGCACUUCCAAGGUAUGAUUCCACAGCAUACAACCAAAUCAUACUGAACGCAAGGCCACAAGGCGUCAACAAAAAUGGCCCUCCAAAACUAAUGAUGUUUGGAGUGACAUAUCUUCGCCUAUCAGAUGAUCUACUGCAACAAUCAAAUUAUGACACGUUCAAAAAAUUUGUGCUAAAGAUGCAUGCAGAUCAGGGUUACUGUGCAGACCCUCAAAACUACAAUCAUGUCAUAACUCCAUUGAAGCCAUCGGGACCAAAGAUUCCCAUUGAGGUUCUUCUUGAAGCGACUAAACCAAUACCACCAUUCCCCUGGCUUCCAGAGACAGAUAUGAAAAUUGAUGGCUGAUUUCCAAUGGUGCUAAGAGUACUUAAAUAAUCUGCUGGAAAUAAUAGAUACCGUUCAGGAUAUAAAUAAAGCACCCAGCCACCAAAAUCAGCAGUAUAAUGCCAUGAAGUAGCAAUGUCUAGACAUCUAGGCAGUGUUCGCGUGUGUACUUUUCAUGUGUGUAUUCCUAUAUAUAAAGUUAAUAAACUACUUUAUCUGUC